AACUGGCCUCACUUUCUUCAGUUCUGCCUUCCUCGGGCAGCGCCGAGCAGCGGAGUGCACGCAGAGAAUGAGAGGCUUCCUCGGGCUUCGCUCCCACCGGAGGCAGCCGCCGCCGCUUCCCCUCUUCCCCACCGCCAAGCGCCCCUCGCAGCCGGCGGCGAGCCUCCUACUCGCCCCUCUCAGCCGUCUCCUCCCGGCCAGCCGCCUCCUCCGCUUGCUCCUCCUCCUCGCGGUCCUCUCCCUCGCCCCGCCGGCCUUCUUCCACCUGCGCCUCCGCCGCUUCUACCGCAUGCGCGAGAGAAAGUGCGGGUGGAUUGCGAGCCCACCGAUGGUGUGCGCGCACGGCGGCGAGUCGACCAACGCCUUCCCCAACUCGAUGGACGCAUUCCACAUGGCUCUGGACUCCCGUGUCGACUGUGUGGAGAUAGACAUCUCGAGGUCCUUUGACGGCGUGCUCUUAGCGCUGCACGACAGGGAUCUGCAAAGAAUGUCUGGUAAUUCCACAGCAAAAGUUGGCUACUGGAGCAAGGAUGAGAUAAAAGCAUUAAGUACAAGGUUUCAGCUCUCAAAAAGAGUCCAAAACGAGGAAAUUCCUAAAGCAGAAGAUGCUUUGGCGAUGAUAUCACAAUUGGUAAGGCAGGUGAUUCUGGAUGUGAAAGUUGGCCCCCCUUCAUUUGAGAAAGAUUUAGCUGAAGAUGUAUUGUCCCUUAUCAGUAGAACAAACUGCAAAAAUUGUCUUGUCUGGGCAAAAAGUGACAACCUAGGAAGAGAUAUAAUCAAAUUGUCGAAAGAUGUUGCGGUUGGCUAUAUUGUUAUGGUGGAUAAGUCCACGGGUAGAAGAACAGAGCUUGUGAGGAUUGAAGGGGCUAAAGUUGCUGGUGUAUAUCAUCCUUUGAUCGAUGAGAAAGUCAUGAAGGACAUUCACAGCUUCUUGGCUUUGAAAACAGACAUGAUAGAAGAGUCUUUGCAUGGACUGUUGACGAUAGCAACUCCAUGAAGAAGAUGCUGUAUGAGCAUGUUGAUGCCAUUGUGACCAGUAACCCUUCCCUCCUGCAGCAGCUAAUGCAGGAGACAAGAACUGAAUGCAUGGAAGAUGGUUUUGCCUUACCAUAGGAAUUGCAAAUUCUCCAGCUGAACUUAGCCAUCACUGCUCCUCCAUGGUGAAUUGGUGAUGGCUUAUGGCUUCCAUGACAAGGGAACAAAAGGGUUCUGUUUCUCAAUUGAGAGGACUAAUUACUCAGUUGAUUUCUAUGGAUUAUUUAUAAAUUAGACGAGCUAUAAUUAUUUUUUGCUUUAUUUCAUUUUACACUUAGUUUAGAUCAUAGAAACAGAUUGCAGCAAAGUAUAAUUCACUUGCCAUGAAAUAUUGUUUUGUUAUUUUUUACAGCUCGCUCACACUAGACCGUAGAAACAGAAUGUUCACUCACUGGAUCAUGCUUUAUCCAUUGGUAUACAAGAAUGUUUUUGAACUUUCUAUAUA
Molecule: messenger RNA, 1480 nt
Organism: Phragmites australis (common reed)
Lineage: Eukaryota; Viridiplantae; Streptophyta; Magnoliopsida; Poales; Poaceae
Product: glycerophosphodiester phosphodiesterase GDPD4-like
Exons: 9
Coding region: 68-997 (309 amino acids)
Biological process (GO): lipid metabolic process
Molecular function (GO): phosphoric diester hydrolase activity
Source: RefSeq, a predicted model, not a curated record